GGAGCCGCAGCCGCAGCCGCAGCCGCUACUUGUCGAGGCAAAAAGGUUAUUAGAUUUCAAAGAAAAAGAAGGCGACAUAUUUUGCAGCGCAUGCGGCAACGACGCGACGUCUGCUUCGAAACGACGACUCGUAUUUACCCACCUUCCCAGAAAUAAACAGGAGCUAACUAGCUGGCUUAAUGCCUGCUAUUAGGGGUUAUCUAGGGUUUUGAUCACUUCGCCAUUCUUUCUGUGUGUAACUUCGGAGCCAACAACUUUCACUCAUUAUUUCCCGCCUAAAAAUUCAUAUGCUAUAACAGUAAUAAUAAUAAUAGUAAUACUCUUUUCUCCUAUUAAGCUAGGGUUUCAAAAACCCAAUAACAAGAAAAUGGUGUCUCCAAAGCAACUCCAUUCGAUAGUCGAAUCUUCUUUAUUCAGUUCGUCGUCUCCGUCACCGGCGCAGAGAAUCGAGCUCUUGCACGCCCUUCGAAGCUCUCUCCCUUCUCUCCAGAACCUUCUCUCCUACCCGCCUCCUAAACCUUCGGACCGUGCUCAAGUUCAGUCAAAAGAAGUUAGGUUACCAGAUUCACCGCCAAUUCCAUUAGAUGAUCAGGAUGUUCAGAUUGCUUUGAAAUUGAGUGAUGACCUCCAUCUCAACGAAAUAGAUUGUGUUCAAUUGCUUGUUUCUGCCAACCAAGAGUGGGGUUUAAUGGGACGAGAGCCAUUAGAAAUUUUGCGCCUUGCAGCAGGACUUUGGUACACUGAGAGACGGGAUCUUAUAACGGCUCUAUACAUUCUUUUAAGGGCUGUUGUACUUGAUCAGGGACUUGAACCGGACCUUGUUUUAGACAUUCAGAAGUGUCUAGAAGAUCUUAUAAGUGGCGGGCUUAGGCAGCGUUUGAUUUCUCUAAUAAAGGAACUCAAUCGAGAAGAGCCUGCCGGUUUAGGUGGGCCUCUAUGUGACCACUAUGUCCUCGACUCUAGAGGUGCUCUUAGUGAGCGGCGAGCUGUGGUUCAUAAGGAGAGACAUUUGCUCGGACAUUGCCUUGUCCUGUCUGUUUUGGUUGUGCGGAUAAGCUCAAAAGAUGUAAAGGAUGUUAUCUAUACCUUAAAAGAUAGUGCUUCUGAGCUUGUGGAGGUCAAUGGCACUCUAAAACAUCAGAUUGCGUUCUGUCUUCUUUUCAGUCUUGUCAUUGCUUUCAUGUCAGACGCCCUGAGUGCAUUACCUGAUAAAGCAUCUAUUCUGUCUUGUGAUGCUUCCUUUAGAAAAGAAUUUCAUGAAAUUCUGAUGGCAACUGAGAAUGAUCCAGUUGUGGAGGGCUUCAUUGGUGGUGUAAGGCUUGCUUGGUCUGUACAUCUGAUGUUAAUAAAUGAUGUGAUUACUGCAAGGGAAGAAGUUUCAAAUGCUUCAUCAACUGAUUUGGGCUACCUAAAUUCAAGCCUGGAACUCAUAUUCUCGAGGAAUGUUUUCCAGUUUUUACUGGAUAAUGUUCUUCGCACUGCAGCUUAUCAGAAUGAUGAUGAGGAUAUGAUCUACAUGUACAAUGCUUAUUUACACAAGCUGAUCACUUGCUUCCUAUCGCAUCCACUUGCUAGACACAAGGUAAAAGAUUCAAAGGAGAAUGCAAUGAGUGUGCUUAAUUCAUAUCGAUUGGCUGCUUCACAUGAUAGCAAAUUGCAUUCUCAACAGGCCAGUGAAACUGGCCCUUCACCAUUUGUAUCUCUGAUGGAGUUUGUGAGCGAAAUAUAUCAGAAAGAACCAGACUUGUUAUCUGGAAAUGAUGUUUUAUGGACAUUUGUGAAUUUUGCUGGAGAGGAUCACACCAAUUUCCAAACACUGGUGGCUUUCUUGAAAAUGUUGAGUACUUUGGCUUCCAGUCAAGAAGGUGCUGCAAAGGUCUAUGAACUACUUCAGGGUAAAGCGUUCCGCUCUGUUGGGUGGAGUACUUUGUUCGACUGCUUAACAAUUUAUGAUGAGAAAUUUAAACAAUCCCUUCAGACUGCUGGGGCCGUGUUACCUGAGUUUCAGGAGGGGGAUGCAAAAGCACUAGUUGCUUAUUUGAAUGUUCUUCAGAAGGUUAUCGAAAAUGGACAUCCCGCUGAAAGAAAGAAUUGGUUUUCUGAUAUUGAACCAUUGUUCAAGCUCCUUAGUUAUGAGAAUGUACCUCCUUUUCUGAAGGGUGCCUUGCGGAAUGCCAUAACUACAUUUAUUCAUGUCUCUCCAGUCCUAAAAGACACCAUUUGGAGUUACCUAGAGCAGUAUGAUUUGCCAUUAGUAGUUGGCACUCGUGUUGUAAAUAGUGGAAAACCAAUGACAGCUCAGGUUUAUGAUAUGAGAUAUGAGUUGAAUGAAAUAGAAGCAAGGAUAGAAAGAUAUCCAUCAACAAUUUCUUUUCUUAACCUAUUAAAUGUCCUUAUUGCGGAGGAAAAAGAUGUAAGCGAUAGAGGGCGUAGAUUUAUAGGCAUCUUUCGCUUCAUAUAUGAUGAUGUGUUUGGGCCAUUCCCUCAGAGAGCCUACGCUGAUUCGUGUGAGAAAUGGCAGUUAGUUGUUGCUUGUCUUCAGCAUUUUCAUAUGAUGCUGAGCAUGUAUGGGAUCCAGGAUGAGGACGUUGACAGUGUUGUUGAUCGGUCACUGACACAGCCAUCUUCACUUGAAAUGCAGCUUCCUGUCUUAGAGUUGCUAAAAGAUUUCAUGAGCGGGAAGGCGGUAUUCCGCAAUCUUAUGGGCAUUCUUCUGCUAGGGGUCAAUUUCAUAAUGACAGAACGCACCAGUCAAAUUCAUGGGCAACUUCUAGAAAAGGCAGUGCAACUUUCUUUGGAAAUUAUCAUCCUUGUCCUGGAAAAAGAUCUAGUUGUUUCUGAUUACUGGCGUCCUCUGUACCAGCCCUUGGAUGUUAUACUGUCUCAGGAUCAUAAUCAAAUUGUGGUGUUGUUGGAGUAUGUCAGAUAUGAUCUUCUACCUCAAAUUCAGCUAUGCUCUAUCAAAGUUAUGACCAUUCUGAGUUCUCGCAUGAUCGGGCUUGUACAGUUACUGUUAAAGUCCAAUGCUGCAAGCUGUUUGGUUGAGGAUUAUGCAGCCUGUCUUGAGCUACGUUCAGAAGAGUGCCAGAUUAUAGAGAACAGUGCUAAUGACUCGGGAAUUCUAAUAAUGCAACUUCUGAUAGAUAAUAUUAGUAGGCCGGCUCCAAAUAUUACACAUUUACUGCUCAAGUUUGAUCUCGACACCCCAGUUGAAAGAACAGUUCUGCAGCCAAAAUUUCACUACAGUUGCUUGAAGAUUAUUCUUGAAAUCUUGGAGAAACUCUCAAAACCAGAAAUAAAUGCAUUACUCCACGAGUUUGGUUUUCAGCUCCUUUAUGAGCUGUGCUUGGAUCCACUAACAUGCGGCCCUACCAUGGAUUUGUUAAGCAACAAAAAUUACCAAUUCUUUGUAAAGCAUCUUGAUACUAUUGGUGUUGCUGCCCUUCCUAAACGAAAUAGCAACCAGCCACUUCGCAUCAGUUCUCUUCACCAGAGAGCAUGGCUCUUGAAGCUUUUAGCUGUAGAGUUGCAUUCUGGUGAUAUGGGUAGCCCCACUCACAAAGAAGCCUGUCAGAACAUACUUUCUCAUCUUUUUGGAAGGGAAAUAAUUGACAUUGGGUCUGAUCGUGUGGCUUCUAAUGCAAUGACUCUUCGAAAUGGAACUGAACAUGCUGGAGCACAAGCAAUAAGCAAGAGUAAGGUAUUAGAAUUGCUUGAGGUGGUCCAGUUUAGAUAUCCAGAUACUACUGUGAAGCUUUCUCAGAUCGUCUCUAAUAUGAAAUAUGACUUGCUGGCAGAGGACAUACUUGAAGAUACAACAGCAUCUGGAAAGGGCAGCAUCUAUUAUUAUUCUGAGCGUGGUGAUCGUUUGAUUGACCUAGGUUCUUUCCGUGACAAACUUUGGCAGAAAUUCAAUUCAGUGUAUCCCCAGCUGAGUAACUUUGGCAGUGAAGCUGAACUUAAUGAUGUAAGGGAGGCAAUUCAGCAGUUGUUAAGAUGGGGAUGGAAGUAUAAUAAAAACCUUGAGGAACAAGCUGCCCAACUUCAUAUGUUAACUGGCUGGUCACAGAUUGUGGAGGUGUCUGCAUCAAGAAGAAUGUCCUCUUUGGAAAAUCAAUCUGAAAUUUUAUAUCUGGUUCUUGAUGCCUCUCUGAGUGCUUCUGCUUCUCCAGACUGUUCUUUGAGGAUGACAUUCAUAUUGAGUCAGGUUGCACUUACAUGCAUGGCUAAACUACGUGAUGAAAGAUUUCUGUGCCCUGGCGGUUUAAAUUCUGAUAGUAUCUCAGGUCUUGAUAUUUUAAUGGUGAAGCAAUUAUCAAAUGGGGCUUGCCAUUCUAUAUUGUUUAAGCUUAUAAUGGCAAUUCUGAGAAAUGAAUCUUCAGAGGCCUUAAGAAGACGCCAAUAUGCCUUGCUACUUAGUUAUUUUCAGUAUUGCCGGCAUACACUUGAUCCAGAUGUUCCAACAGCAGUUCUGCAAUUCUUGUUGCUUAAUGAACAUGAUAGUGAAGAUCUCCAUAAGAUUGACAGAGAACAGGCAGAAUUAGCCCGUGCUAAUUUUUCCAUAUUAAGAAAAGAAGCUCAGUCAAUCUUGGAUUUGGUAAUAAAGGAUGCAACACAAGGCAGUGGACCAGGGAAGACAAUAGCACUUUACGUCCUUGAUUCAUUGAUUUGUAUCGACCACGAUAGCUACUUUUUAAGCCAAUUUCAAAGUAGGGAAUUUCUGCGUGGUUGCCUGAUGAGCAUCAGCAACGUUUCAUAUCAGGAUGUUGGGCAUUCUCUGAACUCAUUGCAGCGAGCAUGCACUGUCGAGGCUGAACUGGCAUUACUGUUGAGAAUUAGCCAUAAGUAUGGAAAAUCUGGGGCCCAGGUUUUAUUUUCCAUGGGUGCCUUGGAGCAUAUCACUUCAUGCCGGGCAGUCAAUUUACAGGUAAGUAAGAGGCGGCUUGAUUCAAAGCUUCGACGAGAUGUGGCUGUGGAUAUUGACAAGCAACGGAUGAUCGUAACUCCGAUGUUGAGAUUGGUGUUUUCUUUGACAUCAUUGGUGGAUACAUCUGAUAUUUUUGAGGUGAAGAACAAGAUUGUUCGUGAAGUUAUAGAUUUUGUUAAAGGACAUCAAUUGUUAUUUGAUCAAAUUCUUCGGGAAGAUAUUUGUGAAGCUGAUGAUUUGGCAAUGGAGCAAAUCAAUCUUGUUGUUGGCAUACUUAGCAAGGUAUGGCCUUACGAGGAGAGUGAUGACUUUGGUUUUGUUCAAGGUCUUUUUAGUAUGAUGCAUGCUCUUUUCUCUUUAGAGUCGGAGACACCCACUUUGGGCAGAUCGGUACAAUCUUUAGAGAAUAAGAGGACGUUGGAAUUGAACUCAUUCCAGUUAUGCUUCAGUCUAAGCUCUUAUCUGUAUUUUCUGGUCACAAAGAAAUCUCUGAGGCUCCAGGUUUUGGAUAGCCCUCUAGAUUAUCAUUCUCCUGCUGGGAUGCAGCUGCCCACUUUGUCUUUGCUUGGUUCUCUUCUUAGUUCUGUGACAACUUCUCUUGAAAGAGCAGCAGAGGAAAAGUCCUUACUGUAUAAUAAGAUUCAAGAUAUAAAUGAGCUAUCAAGGCAGGAGGUUGAUGAAAUUAUUAACAUGUGUGUUCGGAGAGAAUGUGUAUCAUCAACUGAUGAUAUACAAAAAAGGAGGUAUAUUGCAAUGGUGGAAAUGUGCCAGGUUGCUGUCAAUAGAGAUCAGCUAAUUACCAUAUUACUUCCACUUGCAGAACAAGCGCUAAAUAUUAUCCUUGUUCACUUUCAGGACAGCUUUGUGACAGCUGAUACUGGUGGAGUAAUGAAAGCAAUUACAUAUGGUGCAAAAUCUGAUUCUAGACAGGAGACGUCUUUGUUAUAUGGAAAGUUGAUUUCCACUUUAGAACGACUUGAACUAUUAAGUGAGGAUAAGAUCAGCCGCAAUCUUAAGGUGUUCCGUAGAUUGGUAACAUCACUCAAAGAAAAUGCAAUCCAGAAGCUGUCCUUGUGAGUUCUCAGGAAAUGAUACUCUUAUUUUAUCUGUAAAUUUUAGGUCAUAUAGGAAUUUUGUCCAGAAAAACAUGUCAAAAUUGGGCAUGAUUGCUGUAAAAUGUGCUGUAAUAUUUGUCUGUCAAAAUAAUUUUGCUUUCUUUUAUUUGUGCUCAAAUUAAAAGCUAUUUAUUCAACUCCUCGGCGGUGAUGCAGCUGUGUUCCUGGUCUUAA
This is a messenger RNA of Ricinus communis (castor bean), 6216 nucleotides long. RefSeq names its product nuclear pore complex protein NUP205. NCBI's taxonomy places the organism in Eukaryota, Viridiplantae, Streptophyta, Magnoliopsida, Malpighiales, Euphorbiaceae. The record is from RefSeq and is a predicted model, not a curated record. Gene Ontology annotation, cellular component: nuclear pore. The coding region runs from base 368 to 6004 and encodes 1878 amino acids. The transcript is spliced from 45 exons.